GACAUUCGUGUUUCUACAUAUUGUUAAUCUGUGAUCCACAUAUUUUUGAAGGAUUGGGUCGCUAAUUAAUAAAUUAAAUUAUUUUACCCUUUAAAUACUCCACAACUUGUUGAGUUAGUUGAUAUUAAAGAUAGUUUAAUCACUGUUGAUAUGGGAUUAUAAUGGCUGACGAAAAUCAAUGUGGAGAUUCUGUACCGCCGAACAAUGAGAAAUCUGAUAUUGAAUCUAAAGAAAAUGGUGAUGCUGCAAAGUUAGACAAAAUAAAAAUUGAUAUUUUAUUAAAGGCAACUGGAAAUGCUCCAAUAAUGAAGAAGAAAAAAUGGGCUGUUGAUGCUGAAAAACAAAUUGGUUGGAUUAUGGAAUUUGUAAAAAAGUAUCUAAAAUUAGAACCUGAUGAAAAAUUGUUUUUGUAUGUAAACCAAACGUUUGCGCCAUCACCAGAUCAAAUAGUGAAGAAUUUGUAUGAUUGUUUUGGUACAGAUGGGAAAUUGGUUUUGCACUAUUGUAAAAGUCAAGCCUGGGGAUGAACUAGGCUCGAAAUAACAAGCAUUGAAAAGAACCAAAGACAUUCUAAUCAGUGAUAACAUUAUUUAAUUUAAAUAAUAGUGUCCUGAUACUAGUGCUGAGCCGUUUAUCAUGUGAUUUUUUAAGCUACAAACAACAUUUUUGCAUAAAUACAAAAUAUAUAAAUAAAUUUAAAUGCAAUUUAUAAAUAAGUUGCAUUGGCUUGCAGUUUAAUGUAUAAACAUCGUAUUUUGUGUUAAAAGUAUAUUUUGUAAAUAAAUAUUAUUACAAUAGCAU
Messenger RNA from Diatraea saccharalis (sugarcane borer), 801 nucleotides. NCBI's taxonomy places the organism in Eukaryota, Metazoa, Arthropoda, Insecta, Lepidoptera, Crambidae. The record is from the annotation of a GenBank genome assembly.